Molecule: messenger RNA, 1113 nt
Organism: Saccharomyces kudriavzevii IFO 1802
Lineage: Eukaryota; Fungi; Ascomycota; Saccharomycetes; Saccharomycetales; Saccharomycetaceae
Gene: PUS2
Product: pseudouridine synthase PUS2
Exons: 1
Coding region: 1-1113 (370 amino acids)
Biological process (GO): mRNA pseudouridine synthesis; tRNA pseudouridine synthesis
Cellular component (GO): nucleus
Molecular function (GO): RNA binding; pseudouridine synthase activity
Source: RefSeq, a predicted model, not a curated record
AUGCUCUUGGGCUACCGCGGAAGCGGAUACUAUGGAAUGCAAUACAACCCGCCCCACAGGACCAUUGAAGGCGAAAUCCUUGCCAAGUUGCUCGAAGUGGGCGCCAUUUCCGAGAAGAAUUCGUCCGCACCGAAGAAAAACUCCUUCAUGGCGGCGGCAAGAACGGACAAGGGUGUGCAUGCCAUGUUGAAUCUACUCUCGCUGAAGAUCUCGCUGCAAGAAGACACAGUUGCUAAAUUGAACGCCGCACUACCGCCCGAAAUCCGCGUGUGGGGUAUUCAGCCCGCCAACAAGAAUUUUAAUGCCAGAUCCGCAUGCGGCUCCCGCUGGUACGAAUACCUUGUCCCGGAUUUCGCACUCAUAGGCCCACCCCGGAGUUCCUCCUUGUACCAAAUCGUGGGGGGAUGCUACCGCGAAGACGGCUCGCAAGAGGUGUGGGAUGCGUUCCUGGAACAGGCGCGCAGGAGAUUCAGCGGGGAUGAGCUGUACCGUUUGCAGGACACUGCACAGAAACCAUGUGAGGACGAUCCUCUUAUGCAAGACUACGUGGGGCUCUUAAGUGCUGCGCUUAACAACUACCGCCUGCCGAGCUCGAAACUGCACGCUUUGGAGGCAGCCAUGAAGGAGUACGUGGGGACACAUAACUUCUACAAUUUUACCACAGGUAAACUCUCCGGGGACCCCAGUGCCCAGCGCCAUAUCAAGGAGGUCGUGGUGACACAGACCUCGUCGAGAUGGAUAAGCGUACGAAUUCACGGCCAGUCAUUUAUGCUGCACCAGAUUCGCCGAAUGGUAGCGCUUGCCGUGAUUGUUGUCCGUUGUCAGUUGCCGCCCAGCCUUGUCCGCAACCACUUCGCCGCCGGAGUUAGGAAGUACAUUCCGAGAGCACCCGCUCAGGGCCUUUUGCUCGAGGGACCUGUUUUUGACCAGUAUAACACCAAGCUGCGCAACCUGAAGUACCGCGAAAUCCGCCCAGACAGGAUCACUCUCGAGCACAUGUGCCGUUUCCGGGACCGCCAGAUCUACACCGCGAUCGCGCAAGAAGAGACGCAGCGUCACGUGUUCUGCCACUUUGUACGACGCAUGAACUGCCUGGUCACGCCAAUAAUCUAG